UCUGCCUCAACCUCCUCUGCUUCACUGAAAGCAGGAAACUACAGUGACGCUGUGCUUCUACUAAGGAUUGUGCUGCUCACCUGUCAGGAUCCACAUUUCAAACUGGUCUGCUGGAAGUAACUCUGAAUGGCAGAAUUUGAUUCACCUGGCUGACCUCAUUACAGCCACUACAGGAGGGAAGAUUAUUGAAGAAGCAGCUGAAGUUGGUAGGACCUAGGACAGUACCCUGAGGAACUCCUGGAGCUGAGAUGAUUGACCUCCAAACACCACAGCCAUCUUCCUUUAUGCCAGGAUAAAGUGUUGGAACAUGACUUUCCAGUAUUUGCUCAGAAGCUCAGGAAUUGCUACCUAAGCAAGGAUUUUGAGCUUGGGAGAUUCCAUUCGUAUCUGCCCCUCAUCUACUGGUUUAACUUGAUCAAUGGGAGUUCGGCCAGACUAAAGUGCACAUAGAGUAAAAUGACACAUCCAAUCAGGGAACCUCUUCAAAGGAGGAAGUCACUUGGGCCGAUGUCUCCAAAUGCUGCCAAGAGACUAUAUCGCAACUUGUCCUUCAGACUGAAGGGUGGUUCCAGCUCAGAUGAAGCCUGCCUCAUCAAAAAAAUAGAGAAAGAAAGAAGCAAGAAAUCUUCAUCCCUGAAUAUUCAGUAUGAUUCAAUCUUUGAUGCUGUGGAACAUGAAGAUCUUGAUGCAGUUCAACGGAUACUUGACCAGCCAGGCACACAGGAUGACCUGAAUGAGGUUACCAGCAAUGGACUUGUACCACUGGAUAUUGCUGUGCUAACUAAUAACAUCGCAAUGGCGAGCAUCUUAAUGAAUGCUGGAGCCAGGGAUAACCAUCAAUUCAAUGAAGGCAACUGGGACAUGCACCUGACCACUUUAGUGAGAAAAGCAACGCAGAAAAUCACAGAACUAUUGGAACUCAGGACCGAAACUUCAGAGGCUGAUUUCUACAGUAAGACCAGGGAACUCCGGACUUGGAAGUUCAGACAAAAGCUGUAUAAGCAAAUGAAAGCUGCUUUUGAGAAUGCAUAUGUCCCUGAUUCUCCAGAGAAAGUGUAUUUGUCAGUAAUUGGUAGUACAUCCCUUCGAGUCACAUUCCAGGAACCAGCAAGGAACAGCACCUUGAUAAUCACCCGCUAUAAAGUGGAAUGGAGUUACACCGAAAACUUUGAAUCUACUGUAGGAGCUGCUACUGUUGAGGAUCUGAAGACACUGCAGUAUGCAAUUGAAGGCCUCAACACGGGAACUCUCUACUACGUGCGUGUUUCGGCUUAUAAUGUGAAAGGCUGGGGACCAGCAAAGGUAUCAACUCCUCCCUGUGCUAUUCCAUCCAGUUGGAAGGAAUGUGCUGAUGUUAAAUUGAGGCAGAAGGACCAAAGCCAAGCAGUGCAGAAACUUCUGGAGCAGAUAAAGGCUCCUCGUCAUCGGAGCUUCUUCUUAGAAACCUGCACAGGUCACACACCUAGUAAGAAGCUCUCAGUCUCUCGCAGCCUAAAGUACCUCUUUCAAAACACAAGCAAGUUUGUCAAGACCCUGCAGAGGGGUGUGUAUUUAGCUGCCAUUUUUUUCUACAAGGAAAACAUCCUGGUCACAAAUGAGGAUCAAAUCCCUAUCGUCGAGAUAGACAACUCCUGUUCUGGCUCUGACAUGCAGGAAAUCCUCUGGUUUUCGAAGCUUUCCUGUAUGUGGAAGGACAUCCAGUGGUUGCAGCAGGGAAUGAACUCAGCACUCUCCUCCUCCUCGUCAGUGCUCCAAACCAGGCAGAAAAUGCUAUUAGCAGUGUCCCAGCUCCAGAGUGCGUUGGGAACACAAGACUUGGGCCAGGUGCACUUUGAACCAAUCAAGGACAAACUUGGGAAUGUUUUGAUCCUAACCAUCAAGGAGCUGCGGCCAUCCCAGGUGCUGGAGAAUGUUCGAUGGAUUGCACUUUCAAAGCUUCAUAACUAUCGGAAAUCUGUCUCUGCUUUUGAGAGCUUCACUGCCCUGGACAUGCUCUUCAUGACUUUGAAGGAUAAACUCGAUUAUCACCUGAGAGUCAAACAGGCCUUACCCCCAGGCCUCUACCUCGGUUAUGUAAAGCUCUACAGCUCUGUGGAUCAGAUUAAAGUGCUUGUCCCUUACAGGGUGCCCAAUGUGCUCUGUCACACCAAGAUACGGGACAACAAGAACGUAUCCAGGGAGGAGUGGGAAUGGUUGCGAAAUGUGUCAUCCUUGACCGAUUCCAUUGCCACAGAGGGGAACACAGAGAGCUCACUGUAUUCUUUCCUAGACGGGUUACGUACAGCUGUGAAAAGCCUCCUCCAACAACUGGACAUGGAUCUUGGUCAGGCUGCGGAUUUUCGCAUAUACACACAGGAAGUGUUGGAGUUUGGACAUGAAGUCUCCUUCCUCCUGUUGCUGCCUCCCUCGGACGAUGUGUGUUCAGCCCCAGGACAGGAUGGACAUCCCACAGGGUUUCUGACCCUGCCACUUCAAAUCUUUGAGCUUGUACACUUCUCAACCUAUGAGCAGGAGCUCUUUUCAAAGUACUGCCAGACUUCAAUUUUAUUGGAACUUGACUCAUUGCUGUCACAACAAGCUUUGAGGGAAGCUAUAGAUGACACUGAAUUAAUUGAAGCAAAAGAGAAACACGGACAAGUUACAGACCUUAUUCAGCAAUUGGAUGACAUUUGGAGGGAGGUCCGUUGGAUUACAGAUGUACUACAAUAUGCUCGGUACAGACAACCUCCCACUGGCACACCUCUCUGUUGGAUCCUGGAGAUUUCGAAUAUCGUGGGGGUAAAUGAGAAACCAGAAUCGGUCACAGACCAUGUGAAUCCUGCUGCCUGUCCUCCAGUUGAUGACAGGAAGAGGGAACAUCCAGACUGUAAAGAAAUUACAGAUGAAGAUGAUGUUUUCUGGCCAAUGGAGAGAGACUGUGAUUUGAAACUGUCCCUGAGCUCUGAUCAGCUGGUCUGGAUGGACCCCCAGCGCAGUGAGUACCAUCACUCCAGGACAAGCAUUGUGAUGGACACAGACAGUAAAAACCCACUGCAGCAUGUAGAUCUCCACAGAGGACAACACAGGUACAAGGGAGCUGACAGAGAGUUCCAUUCAACUGGGAGUCUGGAAUUUACAGAGCAGACACUGAAGGAAGCCAGCGUCUACAAGUUCUGGUCACAGCCAGGAUCAAUGGAUGAAGGCACCGAGGAGUUUGAUCGUGAAGGACCAUACAGUUUCACCAGUGAAAUUGUCCAACACAUCAGUCUACCUGAAUGCAGCCUGGUUGAAUGGAUCAAGACGUCACAGGAGACUUAAAAAUCCUAUUACCUUAAAGAUGGACUCACCAUUCCGAUGUAAAUUAUUUCCAACUCUGAGUAAAGAGUCUCACAGUAUCUUUAAGGUGUUUUUUGGAAAGUGUGGAGGGAUCACCCGGACAUUACAGUGAGUUAGAUACUAGCCUGUGUUCCUGAGACCUGCAGUCCAGUUCAGAUAGAAGGAGUCAGGCUCCUCUGUCUGUUGGUUAGGUGAGUGUGGGAGGUCUACUCGGGACACCUCAGUCAGAACUGUAAAAGGCAGAGGUUGGUAGUUGUUGCAAGUGGAAAUAAUCACACCCACCUUCUUCUCAAGUUGGGAACAGAGGCUUAUUUGUGGGAUGGAUUUGAAUGAGGUUAGCUCCUUGUCUAGCCAAGUUUUCAAAGGGAAAUGGACAUGGUUUUAGGAGCAAUAGAUCAUACAGGAAUCAAGAUGAUCAGUGUUUGAACAGCAAAAUUCUGCCAGCAGUUUGAUUUAUCAAUUAUUUAGUAAUCCCCAGCGUUUGUGGUACGUCUGUUCUUUAAUGUCAUCGAAUUGUAGAACAAUCAGCAAUGAAGGAGGCCUUUCAGCCCAUUGUGUUGUAUUAUCCCUUGAUAAAAGCUCUCCUGUUAGUCCCACACUGAUUGUAUGUUCCCCAUUGCCCUGCAAACCUAUCCAUAUUUAUUCAAUUCCCUUUUGAAAGUUCUAUUGAAUAUGCAUCCAUUGUUUGAUUCGAUUUGAUUCAUUGAUGCCACAUGUACCUAAGUACAGUGAAAAGUUAUGUUUUGUGUGUAGUACAGCCAGAUCAUUUCAUACAAGAACAUACAUAUUGUACAGUGAUCAACAACUUGUGCAGAUGUGUCAGAUUGCAUAAAUUGAAUCAAGAUACAUCAGUCUAUAACAGGUAUAUCAAGCCAUCUAAGGGGUAUGACAGAUUGCGUACAGUUUAUCACAACAUAUGCCGGGUAUCCAUUACCCUUUCAGGCAGCGUGUUCCAGAUCCACAAAUCGAUUAGCCCUCAUGUUGGCUGUGACUCAUUUACCAGUUAUUUAAUAUUGGCAGAGGGAUUUGGAGCCUGCAAACCAUGAACCCUGACAACAUACCUUCAUAACCCAGGCUCCUCAGUCUUUUUUGUAUUUGUUCCUUUUUGCUGGUUCACAUUUUGCCUGGAGGUCUGGAAGGAUUAAUGCUCUGUCUUCAUUGGUGGAUAAAUCAGAAUGCUUAUUAGCAACAACAAUAAGCUUUAUUUAUUUAGUGCCCCAAGAUCAUGGCAAUUCAGUUAUAAACUUCAUAAGUCCUUGGUUGUAUCAUUUAGCUCUUCAGGAAUGCAUAAUCAGCUGAUGUUGGAUAGUAAUUUUUCUCCACAGCACAUAUUGAUGCCCAUUCAAGUGGCACAUAUCCAAUUGCAGGGCUCAGAUAAUGUUAAUGUAAAAUGAGCAAAGAGUAGACCAGGAAAGCUCAAUUCCUGUUUUUUCUAAAACCUUGAACAUUCUUGCCUGUAGUUCAUUGAGAACUGCUGCCUGGCCUGCUGUGUGCCUGCAGCUCCACACUGUGUUAUCUUUGACUCCAGCAUCUCCAGUUCUUGCAAUUUGUAUGUUUAUGACCAAUUAUGUACAGUUUAUCACCACAUGUGGUUCUCUGGUUCUGUGUGUGGGGUUCUCUGGGCUUUGCACAACGAUCUUGGGGCUGUCUGUGCGGUUUCUGGACUGGAUCUUGAUGCACAAUCUUACAGCCAAGAUGCCUUUCACUGAACCACUUUGGUCACAUUACUUGGCUUUAAUUGGCUUAAUUUAUAAACACCCAUCAGCUAUUGUGUGUUAAAGAACCACUCGGGGAGUUCUGCAUUGCUGUAUUAACAUGCCCUUGUUUUUGUUUUCGGUGGCACCCUGCACUCAGUAUAUAAAGCAAAUAUUAGAUAUAACGAUAUCAUAGAAUCCGUACAGUGUAGAAACAGGCCCUUCAGCCCAACAAGUCCACACUGACCCUCAGAGCAACUCACCCAGACCCAUCCCCCUAUAACCCACCUAAGCUACACAUCCCUGAACACUCCAAGCAAUUUAGCUUGACCAGUUCACCUGCUGCAGGUCUUUGGACUGUGGGAGGAAACUGGAGCAUCUGGAGGAAAUCUAUGCAGACAAAGGGAGAAUGUGCAAACUCCACAAAGACAGUCGCCUGAGGGUGGAAUUGAACCCAGUUCCCUGGUGAGGCACCUUGUGAUCAGGAACCAUGGACAGUGGUGGUCAUUGGUCUAUUGUUCUUUCCACCCAAUGGCUGACCAGGAAACUGACCCUCUUACCACUUGUCAUUGACAUGUGUUGGAAGGAUUGAAAGUUGAUCCUGAAUGUAUUCGGCCAUGUUGUAAACAUACUUUCCUCAGUCAGGUCCUGGGGUGGGACUUGAACUCAGAGAUUCUGUCUCUGAGAUUAUGCCACAGGAUUGCCCUCAGAUGCCUCAACAAGUCAAUAGAUAAACAGGGAGGAGCAAUGGCAUAGUGUUGAUAGUCAACUAUCUAAUAAUAAGGUUGAGGGCUAUUCAAAAUGAAGAGGAAACUGAUUAGAGAGCACUGCCAAAGAGUGAGCACAUGCACUUUGGGCCAAAUGGCUUCCUACUGUGCUAUCUUUGCAAGAGAAGUUUCAUUGCAAAUGGAACCUGACAUAAUACAACAUAAUAAUUCAGGACAGUAACCAUCUUUGGCCAUGCUAUUCAUUGGUACCACACCUGUGUGCAGUGACAAAUUGAAUUUCACUCACCUCAUGUCAGGAAGGGGUUUGUUCUGCAAACAGGAAUAGAAGUAGCUGGAAGAAGGACAGGAAGGGAGCCCCAAAUCUUAGGACUCUGGCUUACCCAAGAGCAGGAAGAUUAUAGGGAAGUACUUAGAUUAGUUUAGAUUAGAUUCCCUGCAGUGUGGAAACAGGCCCUUCGGCCUAACAAGUCUACACCGCCCUUGGAGCAUCCCACCCAGACCCAUUCCUUUAUAACUCACACACCCCUGAACACUACUGGUAAUUUAGCAUGGCCAAUCCACCUAGCCUGCACAUCUUUGGACUGUGGGAGGAAACCGGAGCACCCGGAGGAAACCCACGCAGCCACGGGGAGAAUGUGCAAACUCCGCACAGACAAUUUUCCUAGAAGAAAUGGUUGCAGAGGAGGACAGUGCUUACGAAUUGGUUGCAAUGCAAAGGUUGCAUGCAGUAACUUCAUGUUGCUUUCUUAAAUCUUGCUGUCUUCAUCUCUGCUCACACAAUCAUCACCUACAGUUGAAUCAAUUCCACCCUCGGGUGACUGUCUGCGUAGAGUUUGCACAUUCUCUCUUUAUCUGCUGGGGUUCCCUGGUAAUCCGGUUUACGGCCACAGUACAAAGAAGUGCAGGUUGGGUGGAUUGGCCAUGCUAAAACGGCCAUCAUGACCCCGGCAUGUGCAGGCUAUGUGGAUUACCCAUGGGGAAUGCAGGGUUAAAGGGAUAGUGGAGGGGGAUGGGUCCGGAUAGGAUGCUCUUCGGUGGUUUGGUGUGGGCCUGCUUCUAUGCGAGAAGGAUUCUACGAUUCUACAACGUCAAUACUAGUGGUAACCCCCCCAUCUACUGUUUUUCUUCUCUCUCCUGUCAUCAGCAUACACUUCAUUCCAUUUCUUCCAUUUCACAAACUUAAUAUUGCUAUCUUCUUUUCCCAGUCCCCUCUCCAACUUUACCAACUACAUGCCAAUUAUUUGAGAGCAGCAGGAACAUUCACCAAGCACCUCCUGAGACUGUUACUAGUACACUCCUUUCUUGUAGAAGAUAGUUGCUUGUUAGGGAGCUCAUCUGUUCAGCCUCUCCGAUGGGGAAGAAUGCAUGGAUGAAGAGAAAGUCAUGGUUAUGAACUGUGGCAACACUUUGGCAGACAUUGAGAAUGGUGCCUACACACUUAGCCUCAUUUUUUGAUUUUUAUAUUACCCCACACUAUUUUCAUAAGCAUUCUUCUUCUCUCCAACCCACAUCCUGUUCUAUCAUUUUAGAUGUUGAAAACGUGGAGGCACCUCAACCAUUCCUUGUGGUUCCAAGUUCUACAUUCUCACCCACUUUCUGUACAAAGCAGUUUUUCCUGAAUUUUCUGUUGGAUUUAUUAAUGACUGCACAGCUCAAGAGGCCAUGCUAUAAAGGAAGCUAUAUUAAAACAUGAGGGAGAAAGAAAUAGAAGGACAUGCUGAUAGCUGAAUAAAGAUGGGAGGUCACUGCUCCUUUUGAGCUGCGUGUGUAAUCCACGCGGUGUGUAAUCCAAAACGUACUGCACAAUGUAACAAACAAGUGACACACAACUAACAUCUCCCUUAGGAUCUUAAAGGAACCAAUCAAGCUGGCACCACAAAGGAAAUGUAAAGGAACAUUGUUGGGUGGCUUGUAUGGAGCAUUGUGACCUUUGGAUGAAAAGAUCUCUUCCUGUGCAGCAAAUUCUAUGUAAUUCUAUGAAUAUAGGAAUGACUCAUCCCAGAUCAAGACUUGCAGUGUAGAAUCCAGUGCAGAACAUAGUAAUUUCAGCCUGAAAGUCUGAUUGAAUCCUGGUUGUGCACAGAGCUAGUUACCAAGUCAGCAUUCAGUGUGGUAAGGUUGGUUAUUAGAAGGAAAACAAAAGACAAAUCAGAAAUGGUUUAUUUUUCGAAGACUAGAACUGAGUUCCCAUUCAAUGCAAUAUACUGACAUUCAUAGUCUGUGCAAAACACACACAUGCAAACACUUUGACCAAAAUGUCACUUAAACGCGUUACCGAGGUAUCUUAGUAUCGAGACCAACAGACGAAUACAAGUCAAAUAACCGGUAAAACAGUUGCAAAUGUUAUUAAACAAAUAAUUAAAGUAAGUAGCUCACUCAACAUUUAAUCAGUGUCGUCCAAAACUCCCCAAAAAUACUUCCCAUGUCUGCUUGAACUCGGGAUGGGCUGGCGAAGCUUGCAAGGUUCAAUAAUCUCUCAGUAUCUGUGUCUUCUCUCUCUCUCUCCCUCUCUGUGUCUUUCUCUGCAGAAGUGAUCUCAUACCACCUGAGCUGUUUAGAUAGAGGGUGACUUUCUAUCUUUGGUGUAGUGCCUCUGUUGGUGGAGUUUCUGCUGCUUUCCCAAGGCCAAAUCCAGGGUUAUAUACCUUUCUGGAAUAUUCGCAGAAAGUUCUGUCAAACCCUCCACUCAGAGCACAGUCCUUAAUUGUCGGAGAUAUUUUUGAUGUUUCAGUGUAGGGAUAACAAUCAUGUCUUUAAUCGUUUACAUUCCUUCCUUUGAUCAUGGCAUAGAUGAUGAAGGCCACGUGCUGUUCUGUCCUGAGGAAGGGUUCAAAUGUAGAAGUGCUGUUAGUAUCUAUCAAGAUCAUGUAUCAUGUCUGUCCAUUAACACAUGCUUGAGUUAGAAAGCCCUCGUUAGCACCCUUGUGUUGUGGCCUAAUCAAAUCUGCGUCUUGUCUGGAUUCUGCAUAGAGUAUAUUUGGCAGAUUUUUAGCCAAUUUCGCUUAAAUCCCAUUCAGGUUGGUUGGCCAAAGCCCCAACAGCCAUCUGGCUACACAUUAACAAAUGCACAUGUAAAGAAUGCUUGUUUGGAGCUCAGAACAACCGACAUCCUGAACCUCGUAGGGAGUAAAUAUCUUUAUAGCAAAAGGGAACAAACCAGAGGAUUUCUUUUUGAAAGAUACAAACUGCACAGCAUCAUGUUUUAUUAUUCGACUAAGUAAUGAACAAGGCCAGUGUUGGAGCACUGUUAGUCUAUGACUGUGGACCAAUUGAUUAAUUUAUUGCUGUCAUAUAUACCGACAUACAGUGAGAAGUGUUGCUUUGCAUGCAGUACAGGCAGAUUGUACCAUACAAACUGCAUCAGGGUAGCAGAACAGAAUGCAGAACACAGCAUUAUAACCACAGAGAAGGUGCACAGAGGUCGGGAUCACAAUUAACAUUUGAGAGGUCCAUUCAAAACUCUGAUCGCAGUGGGGAAGAAGCUGUUCUUGAAUCUAUUUGUACAUGUAUUCAAACUUUUAUACCUUCUGUUUGACGGAAGAGAGUAGAAGAGAGUAUAACUGGGGUGGGAGGGGUCUUUGAUUAUGUUGGUUGCUUUCCUGGGGCAAUGGGAAGCAUAGAUGGAGGCAAUGGAUAGAAGACUGGUUUGUGUGAUGGACUGGGCUGAGUUCACGACUCUGUAAUUUCUUGUGGUCUUGGGCCUACAGUUGCCCUACUGUCAUCCAGGUAGGAUGCUUUCUGUGGUGCAUCUAUAAAAAUUGGUAAGAAUCCUUAUGGACAUGCCAAAUUUUCUUAACCUCCUGAGGAAGUAGUGACAUUGUUGUGGUUUCUUGACCAUUGCAUCAAUUUGAGUGGACCAGGACAGGUUGUUGGUGAUCAUCACUCCCAGGAACUUGACGUUCUCGACCACCUGCACCUCAACACCAUUGAUGCAGAAUGGGUCAUAUUGUUGACUUUGCUUCCUGAAGUCAAUGAAUAGCUCCUUCAUUUUGCUGAUGUCGAAGGAGAGAUUGUUGUUUUUACACCAUGCCACUAACCACUCAAUCUCUUACCUGCAUUCAAUCUCAUCAUUGUUUGAGCUCCGAACUACAACAGAGGUGUCGUUAGCAAAUUUAGAGUCACAGAGUUAUACAGCAUGGAAACACACCUUUCGAUCCAACUCAUCCAUGCCGACCAAGUUUUCCAAACUGAACUAGUUUCACGUGCCUGGAUUUGACUGUACCCUUCUAAACCUUUCCUAUUUAUGGACCUGUCCAAGUGUCUUUUAAAUGUUGUAACUGUACCUGCAUCUACCACUUCCUCCAGCAGUUUAUUCCACAUAUGAACCAUACUCUGUGUGAAAAACUUGCCCCGCGGGUCCCUUUUAAAUCUUUCUCCUCUCACGUUAAAAUUAUGCCCCUUGGUUUUGAACUCCCCCACCCUAGGGAAAAGACCUUUGCUAUUCACCUAAUCUGUGCCCCUGGAAAUAUUAAUAAGUCACUCCUCAACCUCAUGUACUCCAGUAAAAAAAAAGUCCCAACUUAUCCACUCAAACCUCCAGUCUCCGUAACAUCCUUGUAAAUAUUUUCUGCAUCCUCCCCAAUUCAAUUAUAUCCUUCCUAUAGCCAGGUGAUCAGGACUGUACACAGUAUCCCAAAGGUUUUCUGUCUCCUAUUUUCUGAAGAAAGGAAAUACAUUCAUUAUCUUUCAAUUUAAUCCCUGAAUCAAGUGUUUUAGAAAAUUGGAACUAAUGCAUCAACUACCUCACUAGCCAUUUCUUUUAAGACCCUAAGAUGAUAUUCCAUCAGGACCCAGGCAUGUGUCAGCCCACAGCUUCAAGAAUGUACUUCACACCAUUUCUCUGGUGAUUGCUGUUUUCUUAAAGUACCUCACUCCCUUCCAUUUCUUGAUUUAUCAUUCUUUCUGGAAUGUUACUUGUGUCCUCUAGUGAAGACUGAUGCAAAAUACCUGUUCAACUAAUCCUCAUUUUGUUAACUCCUUUCCUCUUCAAAUAUUUAUAGAAACUCUUACUAUCUGUUCUUAUGUUUUGUUUCCCUCAUGCUUUAAAUUGUUUUCCUCUUUAUUGAUUUUGUUGUCAUUUUUGGUUGUCCAAGUGCAUAUCCAGGUACUUUAUUUAAACUGAGGAGGGUUUUGGUUAAGAGUUCCAGACCUCCAUCAACUUCUGGGAGCAAAAUACUUCUCCUUAAUUCCCAAAGAGUCCAAAGUAUUGUUUUAUCUACUGCUUCUAGUUAAAUGAUAUCUCAAAGAAACUGAAGAGGAACCUGGAAGUAGAGGGUGGAAGGAGAGGGAAGAAGCGUGGGAUGAGCCAAUUACUGUGAUCUGCAUUAGAACCAAAGCUGGAAAUGAAAGGAAGGAAAUCCUGCUCAGGGAAUAUCAGAAGUCAGAAACUAAAUUCAACAAUAAAGCUUCGUGAUUGCUAUCCAAACCACAUGCUAAAUAGAUUCCUAGAGUUGUACAGCAUGGAAACAGACCCUGUAAAUGGAGCUGGGGCAGAAUCUGGCUGCACGGUUGUGAGUACAAAAGGAGAGAUAAUUGGUGUCCAGCUAACAGUGAGCAAACCAGUCGACAUUCAGCAAAUCCUGUCAGCACUGUAUGUAGACUCAGGUUAUUCGAAGGCAUGGUGUCUGCAGGAACUGACAACAGGAAGGAGCUGACUGUGAGCCAUCCUCCCUCCAAUGCCUUUAACCCUCCUGCUCUACCAUGACCCCAUCCUCACAAUCCCCAUCCCAGCCUGCAGCCUGGGUCCCUCAGCAACCCUGGUAGUUACCACUGCUCCCAUUGGCACUGCUCGCAGUGCACAACUGCCAACCUCUGAUUGUCCAACAGCUGUCAGGAUGGGUAGGGGUCGGUUGGUAUUUCUGCUGUUGAGACUCAUUGGCCUUAGAGAAGGUUCACUGCUGGCUGGCUAAGAACCUGAGAAACAUGCCAUUCCAGCAGCACUUACCCACAAGCGGUAAUGUGGGGCUCUCACCAGCUCUCCAGCAGACAGACAGGACCCCUGUUACUUUCAUUUAAUAGGGAUAGUAAUACAAUGUGUAACUGAGUUUGAAUGUAACCAUAAGGAAUGACGGUGCGAGCUUGAUAGCUUGAAUUUUUUGUUUCAUUCACUCUUGGGACAUUGGCAUCGCUGGCUGGCCAGCAUUUAUAGUCCAUCCCUAGUUCCCCUUGAGAAGGUAGUGGUGAGCUGUCUUCUUGAACCACUGCAGCCCAUGUGCUAUAGGUAGACCCACAGUGCCCUUGGGGAAUUCCAGAAUUUUGACCCAGCAACAGUGGAGGAAUGGCAAUCUACUUUCAAGUCAGGAUGGUGAGUGGCUUGGAGGGAAAGUUGCAGGGGGUGGUUUUAUCAUGUAUCUGCUGCCCUUGUCCUUGCAGGUGGAUGUGGUCAUGUGUUUGGAAGUGCUGUCUAAGGAUCUUCGGUGAAUGACUUACCCUAUUUCUUAUUUUCUUAAGUGUUUCAUGCUAGUGACUACACUUAAUGUGAUCUGAUCCUAGGUGUAAGAGCCCCAACUAACAGGGCUGCAGUCAGACUGUCAGCUACACUUUAUCCUGCUUGUGUCCUAUCCUUGUUGCAGUGUUGGCUAAUAAAUUGUGAAUGGGUCUCCUCCCAGCCACCUAGCAUUGCCAGCAUUAGUUAAUGUGUGGCUUUGGGACAAUUAAAUGUGUAUGAUGGGAUAAGUUAAUCUCUGCUCAUAGGAAACAAAAGCUGGAAUAAGGUAUUCAGCCCCUUGAGUCCGUUUAUGGCAUUCACAAUCACAGAGAUCAUUCUGCCUAUUGUGUCUAAAUGAGCACCUGCCCUAGUGCCAUUCCCCUGCAUUCUCUUUCUCUAACCCUGCACCUUCUUCCCUUACGAAUUACCACCUAAUACCCUCUUGAAAGCCUCUAUUGAACCUACUUCUUCCACACACUUAAGCACUGCAUUCCAGACUCCAUCCGCUCAUUGCGUGAAAGAUUUUUCUCUCAUAUCACUCUUGCUUCUCUAACAAAUUAAUUAAAAUCUGCCCCCUCAUUUUUGAGGCUCAGUCUCCCCCUUUACUCUCUCAAGACCACUCAUGAUUUUGAAUCCUACAACCAGAUCUCUUGUUAGCCAACACUUCUACAAGGAUCAUGCCUGAUCUUCUCCCUCAAUACCAGUUUCUCCUUAUUAACAACACAUCCCUUGAAAUCUUUAAUAUCUAGAUAUCUCAUUAAUGCCCCUAUCAUUAUGUGGCAUGGUGGCUCAGUGGUUAGCACUGCAGCCUCACAGUGCCAGGGACAUGGGUUCAAUUCCAGCCUCAGGCGACUAUCUGUGCAGAGUUUGUACAUUCUCCCCGUGUCUGUGUGGGCCCCCUCUGGGUGCCCCAGUUUCCUCCCACAGUCCAAAGAUGUGCAGGCUAGGUGGAUUGGCCAUGCUAAAUUGCCUGCAUUUGUUCAGGGGUUUGUGGGUUACAUGCGGAUGGGUCUGAGUGGAAUGGUCCAAGGAUUGGUAUAGACUUGUUGGACCAAAGGGCCUGGUUCCACACUGUAAGGAUUCUAUGUUCAUUACCAAUGAGUUUCCACUGCACUGAAAUAUAUUGUUUGGUUUCUACCCAUCACUUUUGGAAUACUGUGCGCAAUUCUGUUCUCCUGUGAUAGGAAAGGUGUGAUGAAACUCGAAAAAGUUCAGAAAAGAUUUACAAGGAUGUUGCUGGGAUUGGAAGAGUUAUCCUAUGGGGGUGGCUGAGGCUAUGUUCCCUGGAGUGUCAGAGGCUCGGGGUGACCUUAUAGAGGUUUAUAAAAUCAUGAGGCGCAUGGAUAGCUGAAUUGUCAGUGUCUUUUCCUCAUGGUAGGGAAGUCUGCAACUAGAGGGCAUAGGUUUAAGUUGAGAAGGGCAAGAUUUAAAAGACACAACUUUUUUAAGCAGAGGGCAGUGCAUGUUUGAAAUGAGUUGCCCAAGGAAGUGGUGGAGGUGGGUACAAUUACAACAUUUAGAUGGAUACAUGAAUAGGAAGGGCUUAGAGGGAUGUGGGCCAAAUGCUGGCAAAAGGAACUAGAUUAUUUUAGGAUAUCUGGUUGGCAUGGAUGAGUUAGAUUGAAGGGUCUGUCUUCCUGCUGUACAACUCUAUGCCUCUAUGAUCUAUCCUCAAUCACUAACACAGGAACAGUUCAGACCCCAAAUGAAACAGAAUGAUAAUCUCCUAUUGUCAAAUUAUUGCCACCUGCCAUUACACUGCCUGGGAUAAGGAACCCUUAAAGGAUCAGGACGUCAUAGUCACUAACACAAUAUUCAGAGAGCGCAGCGUUGCCUGAAAAUCACUUGUUGUUUACAUUAGUCAUUUCAAUGCAGAGGAUUCUGAUGCAACCAUCAAUCUCUUCAAUCCAUCUGACUUUCGAACAUAAGGUGAAAUUGUCUGUAAAUGCCCAGUUACAAGUCCUUUCUCUGAGAGGUGCUGUGCUAACUGCAUCAGAAAGUCGUGGUAGCCGAAGCAUACUGUGCUAUCUGGCGUGGAAGUGAGCUGCACUUACCAGAAAUAAAUCUAGUCAUUACCCAUUAGUUCCUGUGUGAACAUUGUAACUGCAGAUAAACAAAAGGAUUAGAACUGGCUGUGAUACACCCUAUCGUCAAAUAGUCUACUAAUAACUCAUUGCCUGCACAUGAGACAGCUGCUUAGGCAGGGUACUGGAGGAUAGAUCUGCCCGUGAAAUUCAUAAAAUAUUCAUCAAUGCCUCAACUCAUUCACAGUGAUUUCCACUUGGUGCAGACCACAGGGUGGCCCUGUGUAACAAACCCCAGCCCCCCAAGCAAGGAGGCCAUAGUGGAGAGCAGUGACAAACUAUUUUUGCAGCUCAGGUUCUAAGUGUGAAUAUUGUUCUCAUCAUAAUCUACCUGUAAUGGGUACUUUAGAUUCUCAGCUGCAACAAGAAUGAAUUUUAAUACAAUCUUUUGUUAAUCCUUAUCUGUCCUGAGGAAAGCUUUUAGAACUUAGCUUUGAUAUCAUGCAGUUGCCAUGCCAACAGAUUGUCUCGGUAAUGUCAGGUCAAUUGCUAUGACAUCAUUGGAUGUCACAGUGUCACCAUGAUGUUACUCCGUUGUUGGGGUAUUGUAACUGGGAGCCCAGAGCUGAACUUGCUCAUGACUGCACUGAGAUUAUGUUUUAACAGGCAAACGGCUCACAAGAAAUUUUGAAAUUGUUUGAUUGUGGGAAUGAGCUUCAACCACACUGCACAAACUCAAAAUCAUGACCAAUGAGAAGGCAUUGUAUUUAUGUUUACUUUAAGAUGCUUCAGGAAAGUUCAGCAGCUUGAACAAUAUCUUAACUUGUCAUACUGUUACAUAGAGCAUUGGCAUUGCCCAUUUUUCUUGCCUUGUCCAAACAUUGCUUCCCUUCAUUUACACUUCCUUUGUGACUUCCGCUGGUGGUGAGACAUUGCGAUGUGUUGGAGAAUCAAAGCAUUCCAGAUAACUGCAGCACAAGGUCAACACAAUGAUGGAGAUGAUGGUGCCAAUAAACAAUAUGAUCACAAUAAAACUGAAAAUAUAAAUUGGGUCAUUCAUCAUUUGGGUGAAGUGAGUGACCAAACCCAUGAAGAUUGAACUGUUUGAGAUUACCUCCAUGUCUUCACAGUUGUCCCUGUGGUGACCAGGAAAAGCCCCAGAAUGAGUCUCCAAUGGCAACUACUCUCAUACAGAGGGAGCAAUGAUCUUCCCAGUUAGUAUCAAUUGGGAUAGGCCAUUGCAACCACUUAGCACCUAGCUGAUGAUGCUGGUUACUAUGACAACAAAAAAAAUCAGAAAACAUCAGCUGAUCAAUUUGUCUCAGAAAGAAAUUUCCAAGGGGUCGUCCAUAAUUGUCAGUAUUUUUUCAAGGGUACUGCACUUUGGUUGAGGGGAAGAGAUGUGAUUUAAUCUACAUAGACAGUUUACAGACACACAAGCCUUUGUGUUUUACAGUUAGAUUCUUGAGGAAUGAAAUCCAAUGACAGGGAAGGGUGUGAAAACCAAAAGAAAUGACUGUCCCUAACCUGGAGCAGAGAGACACAAUAGGUUGUGGUCUUUAGAAGCCUGAAUUAAAGCAAAAAAUUGAAGUUGUUGGGAUUCUAAAACAAAACAGAAAAGACAGGAGAAAUUCAACAACGCCGGCAGCAUCUGUGGAGAGAAACAGCAUUAACAUUUCAAAUCAAAUAUGACUCUUACUCAUAACUUUGAACUUCUAAACCUUCCUCUCUCCAUCCUCAAAAUGUUGUAAGUUGGAAAGAAUCAUUUAUUUAUAAACAUCUUUCAUGACCACAAGAUUUCCCAAAAUACACCUCUACCAAUUAAUUACUCUUUAAGGGUAGUUACUGCUUCAAUGCCAGAACCAAAUUACAAACAGCGCGCUCUCACAAACAGCUCAUGAGAUGUGGCCAGUUAAUCUAUUUUGGAUUAAUGUAGAUUAAUGGAUAAAUACCCCAGGAUUCAUUGCACCAUGUACUAUUCUCAUUCUCUCCCACUCAUCUACUCCAACAUCUCACCUCCUUAUACUGUAGUAUUGUACAAAACAAUGUCAUCAACAGUUCUCGAAAUUUUAUCACCUGGUUCCAACUACCCAACUCUGUUGAACAGCCUUUUUGCUAACCCCUAUUCUCCAGGGUUGUUUCAACCAGAUUAAUAUAUAAAGUUACUUGCACUAGAGCCCAGGGAAUAGUUUUCAAUUCCUAGAUGGUCCAAGCUGGACAAUCAUGGAGGAUUAGCAAUAGUUAAAUGAACAACGGGAUUGGUACUUUUACAUCGGGACCAUGAAAGUUGACUGGUCUGAUAAUGCUGAUAGCUCUUACAGGAUUGGCAUGUCCUGGGCAUCAAUUGACUCCUGCCAUGAUGUCACCAGCAAAUUUGUCAACCUGUCCCCUUCCCUUUUAGUAUUCCAAUGGAAAGAUUCAUCUAAGACACAAUGGGCUUCAAUAACUCCCCUGUGCUGACUCCCCAUCUCAUGGCACCUUCAUGUGCCUGCUCAUUUACACUUCCUAACAAUCCAGGACCCUAAAUGAAACAUUGGUUUCCAAGUGCAUCUUUCCUGUAUUCCCUGCUCAUGAAAUCAUCUCCUAUACGUGGAGGAGAUGGCUUUGUUGACCAAUUCCAUAGGCAUCCCACUGCCUGCCAUUUUGAUUUUGUAUUCUUAUUCAACUCUGACCUUAUUGUUAAUUCAACACUUAAAGCUUUCUGUUCUUAAUAAUAAUUUCAACCAUUUCAGAGCAUCACCACCACUCUGUUUCUUCUGCACCGCAGCUUCUCUGAUUUUUUUCCUGCUCUGGACCAAUCUUCUGUCGUUUCCUUCUCCCAUGUUCCCAUCAAUGGCCAAUCAAGUGAUAGUUGCCUCUAUUAAAGGAGGCUUGCUGAAUUCUGAGAGCUGGCCUUCCAAUCAGAGGGUCAGCAGUGGUCACAAGAAACCAUCAUGGCUGGGACUGCAUGGGCAAAAUGAAGGCAGCUUGAGGACCUUACAAAUGAGUAAGUACAAGUUACACAGGAUGGUGCAGUUGCCCUCCCACAGCUGGCAAUAUACCAGUAGAGGUAGGAAAAGGGGCCCUUAGUUGACUGCUUAAGUGGGCAAGCCUUCCUUACUGUGGCAAAUUGGGAGUGGCAGUAAGAUGUCAGGGACACACCUGCACCUUCCCACCACCUCACACACACACCCGCCUCUCACCCAAGGCCAUUUAGCUCUGCUUCUCUCCCCGUCAGCUGCUACCUGAUCUGAUGCCAGUUUCCACCAGUGUUUUCUUUCAGUAUCCCAGUUGUCUUUUGCUGUUGUGCAAGAACCCAGCUUCAACCAAUGUUAUUGAAACAGGAAAGUGGGCCAUUUAAUUUCUAUGCUCUUGCUGUGGGUAAAUUCACUGCAGCUUUCUGUUUUAGUGGCUGCACAUUACUGGCUGUAAAGCACUUUGAGAUUUCAGAUGAUGCUAGGUAAUUACAAAUAAUUCCUUCCUACCGUAGGCAUUGGGUGCGAAUAUACUGACCUGUGGCACCACCAUGAAUUAACAUACAGUUAAUGCAGCUCUAGAUGUGUUCUUAAUCCAAUUAUUCUCACACCCAUAUUUUGGGAACCGAAGGUAUCUUGUUGAGCACAGUGAUAAAGCUGGACAGGGUUAUUUUGUCUGUGUUACUCACUGUGGAAACUAUUAUCUAAUAAACUUGUUUCCAACAGCCUCUCAAGAAUAUGUGCAGUUUCUGUGAUAACAGAACCAGCUCCUGUUAGAGGCCAUGCUAUAGGAUGAGGUCAUUCAGUUCUUCAAGCAUGCUAUACCACUGGAACUCCAGGUGACUCAACAGGGCUCAUGCUUGACAUGGCUGCAGGUUUUUUUAAAACUUCAAAGCAGAUCUAACAGAAUCUCCUAAACAGAGAGGUUCUUGGCAAUUCCGUACUUGGAAUGCCUGGAGAUUUGGAUCAGUGCAGAGCACAGAACAAUAACACACCAAAACAUUGUGGGGUGAUGGUGGUGUAGGGGACAUACAUGUUAGUGGAUUGAUAAUCCAGGGGUCCAGACUAGAACACUUGAGGGCAUGAGUACAAAUUACUCCCAUUCCCAUGAUAGCUGAGUUUUGGUAAUUAACCUGAAAUGUCAAAGUAAUGUCAGUAGUGGUGACUGUAACACCUAUAAUUGAUUAUUGUAGCUGUUUAAGUUCAUGUGGUUAACAGCUCAGAUGAAGGCACUUGCAUUAGAGGUCCCAUGACUACAUCAUGCCAAUGAGUACAUUGACUGUAAUUGCGUUUCUCUGAACGUGUCCACUUUUCAGAAAACAUGGCAAACAAAAUUGCAUGCUCUAUUGUUUUCAGUUACAAAUUACUCAAUAUACAUGGUCACAAAGAAAAUGAUCAUUCAUUAACACAAAGUGUUAACUCUUAACCAUCCCUGCUAGGCCUGAAACAUCAGCCUUCCUGCUCCUCUGAUGCUGCUUGGCCUGCUGUGUUCAUCCAGCUCCACACCUUGUUAUCUCUGGAAAUAACUUUGCAGUUUUACCAAAAUGUUUCCUAACCCAACCUUAUUGCAGGUCACUUCACCUCGAUUUUGACACUGAGGUCUUGUUACUAUUUCUGGCUUCACUCAUUUUUUGCUGUUGGAGAAAUAGUUUGGGUGCAAUAUGACGUUAAUCCUUCAACUGGAUUACUUUCCUCGCUUUCAGUCAGUGAAUAUGUCCACUUAAGGACUGCCUUGUACAGGUCUGCACUGGAUCUGCCUAAUUACUUCAUGAUCCUCAGCCUUUCCAUUUGACUGGGGACAGUAUGGAGUUGAUGUUUAUUGUUGAAUUUCCCAAUCUUUUAUGAAAUUUCUGAAUUCUUCACUUGUGAAUUGAGGGCCAUUGUCACUCGUCACAAAGUCUGAAAUGCAAUAAUAAAUGAAGUCUACUUUGAGGCACUCUACAAUUUUACUGGGAGUAAUUGAUGUCAAUGCAAUUCCAGUAGAAGGUGUCCUCACUUAAAGUUAAGGUUGAGUUCCUGUGACUUUAGACAAAAAGUCUUUAAGUCAAGCAUUGAUUCCUGAACAAAAUUAAUGUAAAAACCAGAGUUGGGUUCCAUAGAGCCCUCCUUAGCGGAGAAAAAAGCAUUAAACAUUAUAACUGCACCGUAAGUUGAAAUGCAAUACAAUCUGUACCUAAAGCGGCUAAAUUCUUAUACUGGUAAAUUAAAUAGCUGCAAAAAUAAAUUCUAAAAUGAAAAGAAAGAAUGGACCAUUUUAUUUACAGAACCUCCCAUUGAGGGCCCUCUGAAAGUGGAGCUGGGAGGCUGUUCAGGAUUUGUACAGGAACAGUUCUUUGCUCAUUAAGCUCCCAGGCUGCUUGCUGGAGCUGUCACUGAUUCCUGGCUCCACCAUAACCCAGGCAUGACUGUAUCUUUAUUGUGGGUCACUGUUAUUCUUACUGACUCCAAGGUCUGCUCAGAACACCAUGUGGUGGGGCUCUGCUUCUUGGCUAACUGUCCGGUCAUGGCCUUCCUCUGGCUCUUGGGUGUGGUCGGUUAUAGCUGGGGUCAGUGGCAUUUCCUCCCCUGACUGUAAGGGGGCCGGGGUGACAGUGUGUUUUUGGUGUGCAUACUGGGAAUGCUGGGAGCUCCUGGAUUUUGUUCUGGCAUGAGUAAAGAGAGGGUGGUGCCUGCUCAUGACUGUACAGAGUUUGGCAACUCUCCUGCAUUGUUCCAUCAGCUAUAGGGUGCAGUCUGCUGCAGGAGUCCCAAAAUUCUGGCCACCAGCUCUUGGCAGAAGGAGGAAGGUGGGGCUGCCAAACGUGGAGAUGAACAGUUCUCUGUGGACCAGUAAAUGUAGCUCUGUCAUGUUUGGGUGUGUCCUGGUGUCAGUGGUGACCUGCGUUAUCUCUAGGCGAAUGAUAUUGGGUGAAGACUCCCCAUCGAGGAGCUCGAGCAGUGGUGUAGCCACAGGUUGGAAAACAUAGAGUGGAGUCAAGUCAGAGCGAGAGAGAGAAAUGGUGGGAGUUGGUUCAGGAAUGUAGCAUCUCCCAGUCAACAACGUCAAAACAAAUCUCGUGAUGCUCACAACCUUUCCAGACCUAUUUAUUUAAUGACACCCCUAAAAUGGGCGGCAGUAAAUGAGGAUUCCCUCUCGUCAGCACAGGCAAGAUAAUUGGUUUCUUUAAAAUUGAAGAGCUCUACUCCCAGCUACAUUUAUGGGAUGCAAUGUGUCACAAACCACUCUUUAGCUUGUUUAGUUUUGUAUUCAUUCCAAACCCUGUGUUAGCUUGUGUGGUCCCAAGUCUCAUUGCUUACAUAAGCCAGUAGAGCACUUCUCAUGCCUUCCUCAGACUGGACUCAAUUCCGCGAUAACUUUCCUGGAUGUGCUUCAACAUCUUUUCUCACAUUUCCUUCAGGAUAAUGACUCUAAUUCCUUUUUAGAAGAUACUGUUUUGGUCACCCUGAGAAAAAAACCUUUCACCUUUAGAAAAUGCAACAAAAGUUCACUGGAUUGUUUUCUGAGAUAAAGGAAUCUUUUAUAAGAGGAGAGAUUGAACAGGCCAGGCCUAUAUUCCCCAGUGUCUGGAAAAAUGAAACUUACACUUGGAAGCAUGAUUUACUAUCGCUACAAAG
This is a messenger RNA of Stegostoma tigrinum, 20757 nucleotides long. RefSeq names its product ankyrin repeat and fibronectin type-III domain-containing protein 1-like. The transcript has 20 exons. The record is from RefSeq and is a predicted model, not a curated record. Bases 457 to 3297 code for a protein of 946 amino acids. Gene Ontology annotation, molecular function: protein binding. Gene Ontology annotation, cellular component: spindle. Lineage: Eukaryota; Metazoa; Chordata; Chondrichthyes; Orectolobiformes; Stegostomatidae. Gene Ontology annotation, biological process: regulation of establishment of bipolar cell polarity; establishment of mitotic spindle orientation.